AUGAUUGAAGAAAAAUUCAUAAAUGACAUUGAUAUUGAAAAAAGUGGAACGGAUAAAAAUAUAGAUGGAAAUAUAGAUGGAAAUAUAAAUGGAGAUACAGAAUCAGUAAAAGCGAUUUAUAUAAAAGAAAAUUUUACACAAAAACGUCAAAAAUCAUGUUUAUCAACAUGUACGAUUCAAAGACGUUCUGGAAAAAUUUGGAACCAUGAUAAUGAACAAAGAAAUUUAUUAGGAAGGUCUUCUAGCGAUAUAGGAGUAAAAUACAGAUCUAAUACGUUUACGACAUUAAGUGCGUCGUCAGACACAGAUAGUUUAUUAACAAUAGAAAUGCAAGAAACAUUGGAAUCAGAGAAAAUUUUAGAUUCUUCAGAUAAGUUAUCGGAAGGGUCAGAUAACUUAUUAAAUGAAGCGCCAGAUUCGUCGAAUUCGUUAGUUUCAGAUUCGUCAAAUUCGUUAGUUUCAGAGUCAUUAAAUACUUUGAAAAGAUCUAAAAGAUAUCGACAUCAACCAAUUAGGCAUAUUUUUAAAGAAAAGGUGUAUAAGGAGUUUCCAUGGGAAUCUUUACAAGAAAAGGAUAAUUUAUUAUCUAAAGAAGAAUUUCAUAAAAAUGAAAAUUUUAUGAAAAAUAAUUUCGAAAAAAAAAAGGCUAUAAAGUUUAAAAGCGUUUUAUCUAUUAUUGAAGAAAUUUCUAAAAGUACAUCAGAAUUAUUAAAUACGGGUCUUCAAUAUGUAGAAAUGCCAAACUCUCUUUAUGAGAGUUCUAUUACAGAGUCAGAGAAAUCUAUUGAUAUACCUUUUCCUAGUCCUACUAUAACAUUACAACAAGGGGAGAAUAUCUACGGAAAUGAAGAAAUUGAAGAACAGCCAAAUAGGACAUCUUUGUUUCGACGAAGUAUCUUUGGAGGUUAUAUUCCAGAGAAUAACUUUCAAAGUAUUAAAUUAGCACUAAAAGAAAUUGUUCAAGAUAAUAAGAAAUUAAGAGAAAAAAAAGGCCUUUCAGAUAAGCAUAUGCAGUAUUCUUCUGUGGAAAAUGGUUCUACGAAUAAUCUUAUUAACUCUAAUAUAUCUGUUUUAGCACAAAAUGAUCUUAAAUCCAAUAAAUUAUCAAAAGUAAAUAAAGAACACCAAAAUAAUCAUACUUUUAUGAAUAGGUUUUCUGAGUCUAGACUAUCUUUACAGGAGACUUCCAAUUUAAAUAAUUCUUUUGAAUUUCUAUUAGAAAACUACAAGAAUUACAAAUUAACAACUAUAAAAGGAAGUCCAGAUUCUACAUUUGCUUUAAAUAUUCAAAAAGAUGUAGAUGGAAAAUCUAUUUCUAAAGAAAAGAAUAUAAAAAACAUUUCAUUUGAAGCAAAGAGAAUAGCAAAUAAUGAAAAUAUAAGGCCUAAUGAUGAUUCAUUAUUCAAUUUAAAGAAUUCCAAUAAAAUAAGCAGAAAUUAUAAUUAUAAUGAUUCUAGUAUUUUGGAUUUUAAUCAAGUAAAUAAGCAGACAAAUCCAGAGGACUUUUCUUCUAUAGAUUCUUGUAAUAAUACGUACCCUAUUCAUACAGAACAAUUUAAUGAAAAUGAAGGAUCCGAUUUGAAUUCAGAUAAAUUAUCUUCCUGGUUACUUUCUGUGAAAAAUAAAUAUCAAAAUAUAGACUUGGAAAAAAUAUGUGACAUAUGCAAUUCAACGGAUCUAGAUUCAAAACAUUCUUCUCAAAUGGAAAAUAAUCAGAUUAUCAACAUAUUUUCAUUUUCUAAACUAGGCAAUAAAUCUUCUUUUAUAGUAAAAAAAACAUUUAAUUCUUUUAAAAAGAAAUAG
Molecule: messenger RNA, 1803 nt
Organism: Pneumocystis murina B123
Lineage: Eukaryota; Fungi; Ascomycota; Pneumocystomycetes; Pneumocystales; Pneumocystaceae
Exons: 2
Coding region: 1-1803 (600 amino acids)
Source: RefSeq, a predicted model, not a curated record